Molecule: messenger RNA, 1523 nt
Organism: Panicum hallii
Lineage: Eukaryota; Viridiplantae; Streptophyta; Magnoliopsida; Poales; Poaceae
Product: 13S globulin seed storage protein 1-like
Exons: 3
Coding region: 141-1217 (358 amino acids)
Molecular function (GO): nutrient reservoir activity
Source: RefSeq, a predicted model, not a curated record
CCGCCGCGUCUGGCCGCUAUAAAUAGCCCCGAGCCCCCGUCGCCGUCCUCACACCAAAACCCCGAUCACAACCUCUUCUUCCAUCCACCGCCCUUUUUUCCGAACCUUCUCGAAGCGAAGCUCGCUCGUCCUUCGGCGCGAUGGCGGUGGAUCUGACCCCGAGGCAGCCGAAGAAGGCGUACGGCGGCGAGGGCGGCUCCUACUACGAGUGGAGCCCCGCCGACCUGCCCAUGCUCGGCGUCGCCUCCAUCGGCGCGGCCAAGCUCUCGCUCGCCGCCGGCGGCCUCUCGCUCCCCAGCUACUCCGACUCCGCCAAGGUCGCCUACGUGCUCCAAGGCAGGGGCACCUGCGGCAUUGUCCUGCCCGAGGCGACCAAGGAGAAGGUCGUCGGCGUUAAGGAGGGCGACGCCCUGGCGCUCCCCUUCGGCGUGGUGACCUGGUGGCACAACGCCCCUGAUGCCACCACGGAGCUCAUCGUCCUCUUCCUCGGCGACACCUCCAAGGGACACAAGGCCGGCCAGUUCACCAACUUCCAGCUCACGGGCGCCAACGGCAUCUUCACCGGCUUCUCCACCGAGUUCGUGGGCCGCGCCUGGGACCUCACCCAGGAUGACGCCGCCAAGCUCGUCUCCAGCCAGCCCGCCUCGGGCAUCGUCAAGCUCGGCGCCGGGCAGAAGCUCCCCGCCCCCUCGGCGGAGGACCGCAAGGGCAUGGCCCUGAACUGCCUGGAGGCGCCGCUGGACGUGGACAUCAAGAACGGCGGGCGCGUGGUUGUGCUCAACACCCAGAACCUGCCGCUGGUGAAGGAGGUCGGGCUCGGCGCCGACCUGGUCCGCAUCGACGCCCACUCCAUGUGCUCCCCGGGGUUCUCGUGCGACUCGGCGUACCAGGUGACGUACAUCGUCCGCGGCAGCGGCCGCGUGCAGGUCGUGGGGACCGACGGCAAGCGCGUGCUGGAGACCCAGGUCGAGGGCGGCUACCUCUUCAUCGUUCCCCGCUUCUUCGUCGUCUCUAAGAUUGCUGACGCCUCCGGCUUGGAGUGGUUCUCCAUCAUCACCACCCCUAACCCGAUCUUCAGCCACCUGGCGGGGAGGACGUCGGUGUGGAAGGCGAUCUCGUCGGAAGUGCUGGAGGCGUCGUUCAACACGACGCCGGAGAUGGAGAAGCUGUUCCGGUCCAAGAGGCUGGACUCCGAGAUCUUCUUCGCCCCCAACUGAGGAGCCCCCGCCACCAUUGCCGCCCGAUCCACCAGCGGUCUCGGUGUCGUCGUCGUCGGUUGUCGUUAGCUUAGCUCUAUAAGAAUAAGAGAGAGAGCAGUGGAGUCUGUCGGUGGCGCCUUGCAUGCUUCGUCAGUCAGUGCCAGUGUCAGUCAGUCAGCAGUCUUAGGGUCGCCAAGGGGGAGAGAGCUUUGAGCGCUCUGCGUCAUGGUCUGGUCGUGCGUGUCCGGUUGGUGAAACUUGCGAGAUGAAUACAAAUCUCAUGCUUCUUUCGUUUAUGAUGAUGGUCAGAUUAUCGUUGCUCUC